This is a messenger RNA of Penicillium diatomitis, 1032 nucleotides long. Its product is annotated as pre-mRNA-splicing factor SYF2. Gene Ontology annotation, cellular component: catalytic step 2 spliceosome; Prp19 complex; post-mRNA release spliceosomal complex. The transcript is spliced from 3 exons. The record is from RefSeq and is a predicted model, not a curated record. The coding region runs from base 1 to 1032 and encodes 343 amino acids. Lineage: Eukaryota; Fungi; Ascomycota; Eurotiomycetes; Eurotiales; Aspergillaceae.
AUGGCGGAUAAAGAUCCGUCGAUAAGGGGCUCUAUCUGGGGUGGCAGAUUCGGGCGGCAUAGUAAGGCGGUGAAUCUGAUGUCAUCCCAUCGCCAGAUUCUUCGUAUCAACCACCUUCCUGCCGCUUGCCAACCUUACACUUUGAUCAGAUUUGAUCGCAAUUCGCCACAGCACACAAUGUCUGAAGUGGCAUCGGAGGUCUCUUCCUCAAAGGGAGAUGUCAAUGCCAAAACCUCAGCUGCAGUGCCAACACCUGCCGCGGAAGUCACCUCUGAGAAGUCUGAAGUUGACGCCGCCGCCAAGGCGAAGGAGAGAAUGGAAAGGUUCAAGGCUCUUAAGGCUCGAGCUAAAUCCGGCACGGAGCGAAACCUGAAAGAGACCGCUGCGGAGACGCAACGGUUGGCAACCGACCCAGCUUUGCUGAAUAAUAUCUCGCGAAAACAUGCAUUUGCCUCACAUAACCUCCUCAAAGCAGAUACCGAAGCUGCUGGUGAGGACUUCGAACGGAAGCGCGCGUGGGACUGGACCGUCGAUGAAUCCGAGAAGUGGGAUCGUCGUAUGGAGAAGAAACAGCGACACCGCGACGAUGUAGCGUUCCAAGAUUAUACGCAAGACGCGCGCAAGGUCUACAAACGUCAGCUGCGUGAGCUCCCACCUGACCUCGAGGCCUACGAGAAGGAGAAGCUUGCCGCCAUUGAGAAAGCAGCGGCCAACGGUGAUCUGGAAAUUGUCGAGACGGAGGAUGGCGAGAUGAUAGCGAUCGAUAAGAACGGCAGUUUCUAUUCCACAGCGGACAGUGUAGGCUUUACUGACAAUAAGCCAAGCCGCGCGAAUGUGGACAAGCUGGUGAACGACAUCCGUAAGGCGGAGGAGGUCCGCCUGAAGAAGCGCAAGGAGCGCCGUGGGGAUGAAGAGGCCGACGUGACUUACAUCAACGAGAAGAACAAGCAGUUCAACCAGAAGCUGGCUCGUUUCUACAACAAGUACACAACGGAAAUCCGAGACAGUUUUGAACGCGGUACUAUGAUCUAG